Arctia plantaginis is the source of this 378-nucleotide messenger RNA. The record is from the annotation of a GenBank genome assembly. NCBI's taxonomy places the organism in Eukaryota, Metazoa, Arthropoda, Insecta, Lepidoptera, Erebidae.
AUGGAGAAAGAAACAUAUACAUCCCAAACGAGCAACAAGAGACUUCAAGAAGCUAUUGAAGCCGAUUUACAGGAGAGCGAUGAUAAUGAAUGUUACUUGGCUAUCAUACCUCAUGAUCCAAGUGCAUUGACUGAUGAAGAGAAAGAUGCUGAUGAAGAUAUGGCGGCGUGUUUGAUACCGCCAGAUGUACCUGGUACUAUUGAAGUAUUUAUGAAUCGAGAGGGUAGUGGUGACGAAGAUAUUGUGUACGACGAGAGUGAUGAUGAACUCCUUCUGGCAAAAAAAAAGACGACAAGAUCUAUCUACUCCGAACCCAAACUGGCGGAAAUGUAUCCCUUCAUACUCAGCAGCUUCUCAGAGUACUUCCGAAGUCAGUAA